Molecule: messenger RNA, 819 nt
Organism: Paraglomus occultum
Lineage: Eukaryota; Fungi; Glomeromycota; Glomeromycetes; Paraglomerales; Paraglomeraceae
Source: the annotation of a GenBank genome assembly
AUGCGGCCUCCAUCACAAACUCAUAAGCAACAGCGCACCUCUGGUUCACGCGCAAAAACCAAACCAAUGCUCGCAAAUCGGGAACUUAAGCCGAGCGAGAAACCACCCGCCAAAAAUUGUACUAAAUGCAAAGAAUCGGCAAAUUAUUUAAAAAUGUUUGUGAAAAGACUGGGAGCAAUUGAGGAGCUCACAGUGUCGGGCUCGCCCGUCGAACUCAAAACGGUCAACAAGAAUGACUUUGCGGCGUGUACUCUCACAGAACUUAGACAUUUAUUGGAUUUGACGACUAAACUAAUUCAAGCCGGUACCAAUAAGAUGUCAGACGCAGUUAAAAAGCCUCCAGCGAUGACCGAGCCGGUUUCGAAGGCCCCAGACACGAUUUGUCUCAAGCUUGAACCGGAGGAAAAAAACGGACUGCUGACUCCCCAACCCAGUCCGACAACCGCCUCAUUACCGGCCAGCCCCGUGGAAAGUGAUGGAAAGCGUUCUCGAGAGGAAGAUGCUGACCACGCUGAUGAAAAAAACAUACAAAAGAGGGUUAAAAUAUGUAUUAGCGACGUUAUCACAACCGAACCUGUCGAUAUCAGUGACGGUUUGGGCAAUUCAACACCUUCGCUUCCGAGGCAAAUUCAGAACGAUCAGUAUCGUCACGAUUCCGGAUGUUUCAUGGACAACGAUGCAUAUACAGAACGCACGCGGAAAGACUCGAAACGUUGUGACACUAAUGACAACGAUAACCCAACCUCUGCAUGUUUAAGUAAUACAACUGUUGAAUCAAAUUUCGCGCAAGAAACAACGACGCUCAAGAGCACCAAUUGA